CAGCUCUCCUCGGGCUGGAAAAAUUCGGGAUCAUUUUAAGUCACCACCAGUCCAUCAGCUGCCUGCUUUGAACACAACUCGACCAGGAUUUGAACACUCCAAAUGCAGAAAUGAUUUGGCAACUAACAUCUCAUUGGUCACCCCUGGUUGCACCCCUGAUUUUUGCUCUGCUUCUGCAAGCACCAUUCACCCAUCCUUCCACCAUCACACAGCCAAACUUUGUCCUGCUGCUGGCUGAUGAUCUCGGCAUAGGGGAUGUAGGCUGCUAUGGGAAUGACACUAUCAGGACCCCGAACAUCGAUGGCCUGGCCAAGGAAGGAGUGAAGCUGACCCAGCACAUCGCUGCAGCCCCGCUCUGUACGCCCAGCAGAGCAGCUUUCCUCACGGGCAGAUACCCCCUCCGAUCAGGGAUGGAUGCUGUAAAUGAUUACCGUGUUAUUUUUUGGAAUGCCGGCUCAGGAGGGCUUCCUCCAAACGAAACCACUUUUGCCAAAAUACUGCAGCACCAAGGCUACAGCACAGGACUGAUAGGGAAGUGGCAUCAAGGUGUUAACUGUGAAUCCCGCAAUGACCACUGCCAUCACCCUCUAAAACAUGGAUUUGACUACUUCUAUGGGAUGCCUUUUACACUAAUAAGUGACUGUCAGCCAACAGAAACACCAGAGAUGGACAGAGGCUUCAGGAUGAAACUCUGGCUUUCCACUCAGAUGAUUGGGCUCAUUACACUCACUGCUGUCCUUGGGAGACUGACUGGCCUGAUUUCAGUCCCCUGGAGAACACUGACCUGCCUUGCUGCGUUCAGUCUCCUGUUCUUCAUAUCCUGGUUCUCAUGCUAUGGAUUUGUGCGCUACUGGAACUGCAUUAUGAUGAGAAACCAUGGAAUUACUGAGCAGCCAAUGGUGACAGACAGAACUACAUCCCUUAUCUUGAGAGAGUCCAUUUCAUUUAUUGAAAGAAAUAAGCACAAGCCAUUCCUCCUCUUUCUUUCCUUUUUGCAUUCCCACACCCCUCUCCUCACCACAGAGAAGUUUCUUGGGAGGAGCAGACACGGUUUAUAUGGAGACAAUGUAGAGGAGAUGGACUGGAUGGUGGGCCAAGUUCUCAAUGCUAUUGACAAGGAGGGCUUGAGAGAAACUACACUAGUUUAUUUUGCCUCUGAUCAUGGUGGAUGGCUGGAAAGACAAGAAGGUGGAAGGCAGCUGGGUGGCUGGAAUGGAAUAUACAAAGGUGGAAAAGCUAUGGGAGGCUGGGAAGGAGGAAUCCGUGUCCCAGGGAUAUUUAGAUGGCCAGGAGUGUUACCUGCAGGCACAGUUAUUGAUGAACCUACAAGCCUUAUGGAUAUUUAUCCUACAGUAGUUCAUUUGGCUGGAGGGGAAGUUCCUCAGGACAGGGUGAUGGACGGCCGGGACCUGCUGCCCUUGCUGCGCGGAGCGGCGGCGCACUCGGAGCACGAGUUCCUGUUCCAUUACUGCGGCGUGCACUUGCACGCCGUGCGCUGGCACCAGAAGGACACUGGAGCUGUUUGGAAGGCUCAUUACAUGACUCCCAUUUUCAGUCCUCCUGGAGCUGGGGCUUGUUAUGACAGAGGAUUUUGCCAAUGCUUUGGGGAAAGAGUGGCCCAUCAUGAGCCUCCACUGCUGUUCGAGCUCUCACAAGACCCUUCUGAAGCCAAACCUCUCUCGGCUGACACGGAGCCCCUCUUUGACACUGUCAUAAGGAAGAUUGGCAGAGCCGUAGAGGAGCAUCGCAGGACCCUGACUCCAGUGCCAGAGCAGCUCUCUGUGUCCAACGUGGUGUGGAAACCGUGGCUGCAGCCAUGCUGUGGGACGUUCCCGUUCUGUUGGUGUGAUAAGGAAGGUGACAAUAAACUUGCUGACCUAUAA
Molecule: messenger RNA, 1883 nt
Organism: Melozone crissalis (California towhee)
Lineage: Eukaryota; Metazoa; Chordata; Aves; Passeriformes; Passerellidae
Product: arylsulfatase D-like
Exons: 11
Coding region: 111-1883 (590 amino acids)
Molecular function (GO): arylsulfatase activity
Source: RefSeq, a predicted model, not a curated record